AUGGGCGUGACGUCGGCUUUGGUCUUCGCAAACCUCGGUGCAGCAUACGGUACUGCCAAGAGUGGCGUUGGCAUCGCUUCGAUGGGCGUCAUGCGCCCUGACAUGAUCAUGAAGUCGAUCAUCCCAGUUGUCAUGGCCGGCGUCUUGGGAAUCUACGGCUUGAUUACGGCAGUGAUUAUCAACGGCAAAAUGGAUGCCGCAAACUACUCUGCCUACUCUGGCUACGCGCACUUGGGAGCAGGCAGUUGGCAGAUGUGUCGGUUUAGGGUUCAAGCUUGGGUCUCAGUGCUUGCAUGCCCGGUUCACGCUUCAGGCUUCGUGUUCUGUGUUUGGAAACUUGGUUUUCUAGUUGUCGGGCAUGGGCUGUCUGCAGUUAUACUGGAGUAG
Molecule: messenger RNA, 387 nt
Organism: Symbiodinium sp. CCMP2456
Lineage: Eukaryota; Dinophyceae; Suessiales; Symbiodiniaceae
Source: the annotation of a GenBank genome assembly